Messenger RNA from Wallemia mellicola CBS 633.66, 585 nucleotides. RefSeq lists its product as hypothetical. The record is from RefSeq and is a predicted model, not a curated record. Gene Ontology annotation, molecular function: zinc ion binding; SUMO ligase activity. NCBI's taxonomy places the organism in Eukaryota, Fungi, Basidiomycota, Wallemiomycetes, Wallemiales, Wallemiaceae. Gene Ontology annotation, biological process: double-strand break repair via homologous recombination; protein sumoylation. Gene Ontology annotation, cellular component: nucleus; Smc5-Smc6 complex. The coding region runs from base 1 to 585 and encodes 194 amino acids. The transcript has 5 exons.
AUGAGAUCUCUCGUAGAUCUCGAAAAUCGCCUUCAAAUGAAGCAAGAGACUGCUAAUGAAAUAGUAAAUGAGAUAGAAAAUGACGCAAAGAUUGUCAAACCAGCGAAUGUCUUCCAACAGAAGUUUGAUAGUCGUCAGGCGCAAUACGAUAAUAAAACUGCGCGUCAAAAGUAUACAAAUAACAGUAAAAUUCAAUCUUAUUACAAUGCUAUUUGGGCUGUAUCCAAACCUGACGAGGUUGUACCAAAUAUUAAGAAACUGAUACCUAGGGAGGAUGAUGAUUCAGAUGACGAUGACUCUGAUAUCGAGAUAGGUAGUAUGCGUCAAAAUUUCAAUGACCCUAUCACGCUCGGUCUUUUCCAGAAUCCAUAUACUUCCACGAAAUGUAAUCACUCCUACUCAUUUGAAUCAAUUAAAGCCUAUCUAAAUGGUUCAACAAAGCUAUGCCCCUAUAGUGGUUGUAGAAGUAGCAUUGCAAUGCGUGAUCUGAAAGAAGAUCAUAGAUUAGCUAAGAGAGUACAGCAAAUCGCUAGUAGAGAUGCUGAAGAGGAACAUUACCAUCAAAUUGACGCUGAAGACAAUUAA